Messenger RNA from Vicia faba (fava bean), 687 nucleotides. The record is from the annotation of a GenBank genome assembly. Lineage: Eukaryota; Viridiplantae; Streptophyta; Magnoliopsida; Fabales; Fabaceae.
AUGACGCCGCCGAUCCCAUCGCCGCUAAAAGCCAUAACCCUAACCCACAUCCGUUACGAACGCGGCGACAAACUAGGUCAUUUCCUCGCCUGGAUAUCCCUCGUCCCCGUCUUCAUCAGCUUCGGCGGUUUCAUCUCCCACUUCAUCUUCCGCCGCGAACUUCAAGGCAUCUUCUUCUUCCUCGGCUUAAUCGUUUCACAGUUCAUCAACGAGUUCAUCAAAACCACGGUCCAACAAGCUCGCCCCGAAACAUGCGUGCUUCUCGAAACAUGCGAUUCUCACGGUUGGCCUUCGAGUCAUUGCCAGUACAUGUUCUUCUUUGCAACUUACCUAACUCUAUUGGGGUGUAAAGGAAUUGGGUUCUCGAAGAAUAUUGGGCUUAAUCUACUUACUUGGGGUCUGGCUUUUUUGACUAUGUAUUCUAGGGUUUAUUUGGGGUAUCAUACUGUUGCUCAGGUUUUUGCUGGGACUGCUUUGGGCCUUUUUCUUGGUGCGGCUUGGUUUUGGAUUGUGAACAAGCUUUUGUUUCCGUUUUAUCCUGUUAUUGAAGAAAGUGCUUUUGGGAGGUGGUUUUAUGUUAAGGAUACUUCUCACAUUCCUAAUGUGUUCAAGUUUGAGUAUGAUCAAGCUAGAGCUUUUAGAAAAAAGAUCGCCUCUGAAAGGGAAUCCGAAUCCAAGUCUGAUUAA